AUGUUCUUAUUGAUUUUCUACUGUGGGUUAAUAUCAUUCGUCGUGUCUGCACAUUCCAACAACGACACAUUAGAUGAUGGAGAUAAACUAAACAUCAGCACUACGUUGUCUGCUUUGCCGUCCACGACGAUUCCUGUUUCCAAGAAAUGCGUUGUGGAGAUGAAAGAGAGCGAAAUCUCGCAGAUUGUUGAACUUUUUAACAGUAAUGUUGUUAAUGUAGUGGAUAUUCAUGUCUCCUUCUCUGGUACUAGUCACGACAAACAUCUCUUAUCGGAUUUUCAUGUUUCAUUAAUGAAUCCCAUCGGUCGAGAAAUUAUACACACUCUUGACGGACCGGAGUUCAGAUAUUUAACUUGGACUUUAAACACUGGCAUACGAAACUUUGAAUUACGUUUCAAAGAAAAUCAAAGCGAGUGCAUUAAAAGGAAUGAAAAUGUAACUAAUUUUGCAUUGGAGAAUACGCAGAAUAUAAUUCGCAGCAUAAACCUGGCAACAAACUACGAUGUUUGCUCUUCUUAUAAGGAAACUUCAUCAGGAGAAGUAAAACGAAUUUGCUGUCAGAUUACAAAAUCCAAUUCGACGAAAUUCAAUGAAGGCUGCUCCGAACCAAAAUCAUUUCUUUACGGGAGUAGUGUUCUUUGGGAUGUUAUAUCCGUAAUGAUGCUUCUUUUUUCCUGGUUGUAUUUGAUGUGGUUGCUGUUUGUGCUUUUGUCUCGUACUGAGUUCGACUUAAAAUAUCCCAAAUAUUACAAGCUGGAGGAAAGCAGGAUGUCGCCAUCUUUUAUUCUCUUUAAAAUUAUUUGGAAAGAAAAUGGUCACGUAGUAUCCUUUAUCCGUAGAUGUGUAUUAACAGGCGUUUUUUCUUAUUGCAUUUACUUGGUUUUUCGCGCAAUAACAAUAUUCUAUGUGAUGGUGCAAAUUAAACUCCUUUUCUGGGGACUAACGUUUUUAAUUUCCAGUCUGUACGGAUCUAAGAUUACAGACUCCUCUAUUAUCGUCAGUAAAAUAAAAAGAAGGAAUCAGUGGUUCAUUACUUUCUACUUCGAUAUUCUACAAUAUUUUAGACACAACGUUAACGAGUUACGCCAGGACGUUGACAGUGGAGAAUUUGCAAUCGUGAUUAAAUUAUUAACUUUGCCAUUUAACAUAAAUUUUUGGAAAAAGACAAUAAAGAAUUUGCAUAGCGUGUUUACAAUUUUUAUCACAUGUGCAGGUAAACGGUUCAGAAAUCGUAUUCUGAAAAUUUUCGCACUAUGCACGUGUUAUGUACUUGCAGUACCGAUUUGUUCGCUUUAUGUUUGUAUUGUAUUUCUCUCUCUCGUAAUAGUAGGAAUUUUAUAUCCUGCAAGCAGCACAGGAGAAAUGUUAUACCUGAUUCUAAACUUGGAAUAUAAGAUUGAGUCUUGCUGUUCACAAUUCUUGAUUCGGUUUCACAUGAUUGGCCUUCUAUGCUUUCUCCAUCUUACUUUGAUCGUAAUGAUAUUCGCGAUACAGUCUUUCCUUUUAGGAUUGUUUCUAAAUCUUAUUUACUUCAUUCCUUACUUCGCAUUUUUCUCUGUCCUAACAUUCUACUGUUGCAGUUAUUGGAAGACCAUGGAAGAGAAAUACUGCGUAUUAAAACGGCUAAUUUACGAAGCAUGUCGAGACAAACAGCAAGUGAAUAAUGGCUGCAUACCAAAUAGACAUCCCAAACGCGAGGAAAAAGUAUUACCUGUGGUGUCCAAAGAACUUUAUGAUAAAAUCAGAGAAGAAUUGUUACCGUAUGUUACAAACUUAUUUUAUUUUGGAUUGAAAAUAUUUUGGUCUUUUGUAUUCUCAUUUGGUAUUUUUAAGCUAAUCAAUAUGCUAAAUGAAUUGAAUGUUACUGGUGUAGUUCAAGUUGUGACAACUGCGAGUCUCGGUAUUAUGCCGCACAUAUUCAAUAUGGUAGCGUCGAGAAUAAGCGAAGAAGGAAAAAAAGCAUGGGAGGAAAGGUUGAAAUUAAAUGUGAAAUACAUGGUGGAAGAUUUAAUUCGUGAAGAUCCUGAACUAGCUCGGACGGUUUUGAUAAAACAGAAGAAUGAUGUCGCAACAUCUGUAGGUGAAGUCACGGAGAAUAUUCAGUACGAAUCAUCCGUGUAA
Paramuricea clavata is the source of this 2121-nucleotide messenger RNA. The record is from the annotation of a GenBank genome assembly. NCBI's taxonomy places the organism in Eukaryota, Metazoa, Cnidaria, Anthozoa, Malacalcyonacea, Plexauridae.